CAUAAACGUUUUCCUUGACUACCUUGAGACACAACACUGUGCUACAAUGAAUAGAAAGCGUCAAAACUAACUUUGACUUGGACACAAAAACAAAUACAUAACGAAGAUUUCUCCUGCACCUCCGCCUGCUCGUGCUUGUUCCAAGCAAAGAAGAACAACAAAAUGAAAAUGGAUACCAUGUACAACCAGGCAUCGAAGCAGAUGAUGAACAUCGGGAUUACACAUUCUUGCACACUUCCGCAUUGCUUGGAAGGAGGGAGGUCAGUGAGCAGUUGCUCUUCUUCUUCAAUACCUGGUGCUGGCCUGCUUCGGCUGAAUCAUCCACCAAGGAGAAACCAGUUGCAAGAAGUCAACGUCGAAAUGACGAAAGAUGGGACCACAAGAAGGCGAAAAAAUGGUGGCGGUGCUGCAAGGAGAAGAGGUAGACUCACAGCUGCGAUUCUCUCGGUGAUGACCACCACAGUGCCAGUAGCCGCAGUGAAAAUGGGUCGCAGCAAUUCGGAUUCAUCCUCGAUGAUGACUAUUUCUGGCGUCGGCCAACAAGGUGGAGCAGGAGAUUUAUUAGGGACUUCUGCGACAGGAGAUGGCGGCGCUGGCAACCUCCUUCCUCCAGUGGUCGAGAACAUUGCAGGUUAUUCCAAGUCCGAAGGUAUGGAUUUGCCUUAUUUAACCGCUUCGUGGGAACCAAUGAGGGUGAAUGCUGGAGCCUCUACGCCAGACGUUUGUGCAGAUUUCUGCACCAAAGAGGCGCUUUGUUCAGCGUUUUGUUUCUAUCCGAAAACUAGGAUUUGCACUUUUCGACAGCAGUCAGACGCUGACAUUCAGCAAAGUGCGUCACCGGCAUCAGUGACCUUUAUUUUUGUGAAACAAAAUUCUUUGAUCUCGGCACAUGCUGUUUCGGUCAAAUCGUCGACAAGCGAAGCGGUGGAAGCACUGGCGGUGUUGGCAGUAUUCUUUUUGUUCUAGAUCGUCGUUAUCGAUUUUACCCGUGAUGAUGACCAGGUCCAGGAUCUUCCUAUAAUCUAACCGUCUUUCACGAAAUGAAGAAUCUUCAUCUUGUUCCUGAUAAAGAACCCUAAAUCCUUCGACUAAUAUGACCGCAUCAAAACCAAAACACGCUCACGCACGACCACAGCGCGACCGCAAAAUAGAAGCAACAGACCCGGUUGCUAUGCGUUUAUUACGCGCAAUAUGCAGUGAUGCUGAUGCCCACGCUUCCGAUUCCUGGUUUAUGUGGGUCUGUCGGUCCCUGUACAAUUUCUCUCAGGGACUGGUGAUUACGCUGGGGAUGUUAGGUACGCUAAUAAUGUCCUACUUCUUCUUUGUGUUGGUUAUGGAUGGCCAAUUUACUUAUGCUACCAUUGAUGGUACGCGUGAAAUUUUGGCGGAAGUAGCACUAUCUCACUUGUUCUUGUUUUACUUUUGUCUAUAAGAAAACCUAGUCGUGGUUCUGCCUUCUUCUACCACUCCACCAACAAUGCCACCACUCCUACACACAAAUCACAGUCGUAUCGAUUAUCGUCUACCGCCAAUGUGGGGAUUCUAUAAUGAACUUUUGGAAUUACAAAGUUCUUGCUCUGUUCGGCAUCCGAAAACAACCAGCAUAUUCGCCAACAGAGCUAGCUGCUAUGUGGGAUGAUGACGACGGGUUGUAGCAGCGUUUCAGCAGAAUGUAAUGGCGUUCUUCCUUGUCACUGGCGGGUUGUAGCAACGUUUCAGAAGACGUCAAUGCAAUGGCGUUUUUCGUUGUCAUUUGAGGCACGUACAAAUGAGGAUACUAGAUCUACAAAAAUGAACGAAGCAUUCCUGAUGUAUUACGGGGAUCGAAGGAAAUAUUAGCAUCGCGUUUCUAAUCCUAAGUCUGCGAGGCACCCCGCAAUCUAAUGUAGAUGAUCGACAUUUUGAAGCAUAAGAUUCUCUUGUAGUGGUCGUAGUUACUCCUCGAUGAAGAUAUUGAGGUGCUGUCCAUGCUGCGCAUAACUCAAGAAUUCACUCCUACACAGCCGAUUCAUAUGAACACACCUGCAUGAUGAAUCUCAAAGAAGAUAACGCAUAAACGCAAGACUUGAUUCGCUUGACCAUUUUCGCUUAUUUUGCUGAUACAGUAGGGUGGAGAGCACGACGCAAGGAAUGGAGAAUAGGUCCUUCAAGGUGGA
Molecule: messenger RNA, 2156 nt
Organism: Amoebophrya sp. A25
Lineage: Eukaryota; Dinophyceae; Syndiniales; Amoebophryaceae
Source: the annotation of a GenBank genome assembly